Messenger RNA from Eutrema salsugineum, 1738 nucleotides. Its product is annotated as protein MID1-COMPLEMENTING ACTIVITY 2. The transcript is spliced from 8 exons. The record is from RefSeq and is a predicted model, not a curated record. Gene Ontology annotation, biological process: cell surface receptor signaling pathway. Bases 326 to 1534 code for a protein of 402 amino acids. NCBI's taxonomy places the organism in Eukaryota, Viridiplantae, Streptophyta, Magnoliopsida, Brassicales, Brassicaceae.
UUCUUCUUCUUCUUCAUCUUCCUCCUCUCUUAUCUCUUGUUUUUGGAUAAUCUCUCUCACCAUAUUCGAAAGACGACGAAAUUAUCCAUAUGAAUAAUCUCUGUGAAUCUUGACCUAAUCGCAUCAAUGUAUGAUGAGGUAUUUAACGGACCUGGGGAAUUUCCUUUGACUGGGAAAUUCAAAAUCAUCAUAGACUUUGUUCUCGUUUUUGUCACAGUCGAAGAAAUCUCGAACCAUGAUGCGAUUCAUUGAACAAAACUUCAAAUCUCAGUGUGAUUGGUACUCGGAAUCUGCUCAUUAGAGGAGGAGGUAGAAAGAGAAGAAAAUGGCUCAUUCAUGGGAUCAAUUAGGGGAAAUUGCUUCGGUGGCGCAGCUUACAGGCGUAGACGCCGUGAGACUAAUCGGAAUGAUAGUGACCGCCGCGAACACAGCUCGGAUGCACAAGAAAAACUGUCGCCAAUUCGCUCAGCAUCUCAAGCUAAUUGGGAAUCUGCUCGAGCAGCUUAAAGUCUCUGAGAUGAAGAUGUGUCCUGGGAUUCAAGAGCCGCUCGAAGGGCUCGAGGAUGCUCUUAGAAGAUCAUACAUUCUCGUCAAUAGUUGCCAAGACCGGAGCUAUCUCUACUUGUUAGCCAUGGGCUGGAACAUUGUUUACCAGUUUCGGAAAGCUCAGGACGAGAUCGAUCGUUAUCUCAAGAUCAUUCCUCUCAUCACUUUGGUAGACAACGUUCGGAUUCGAGAGAGGCUUGAAGUUAUUGACCAUGAUCAGCGUGAGUACACACUUGAUGAAGAGGAUAGGAAGGUGCAAGAUGUUAUCUUGAAACAAGAAUCAACUAGAGAAGCUGCUGCGUCGAUCUUGAAGAAGACGCUCUCUCGUUCCUACCCGGAAAUGGGUUUCUGCGAAGCGCUCAAAACAGAGAAUGGGAAACUGCAGGUCGAGCUGCAACGUUCGCGUGCGCGUUAUGAUACGGAUCAAUGCGAAGUCAUACAGCGUUUGAUUGGUGUUACAGAAACUGCUGCUGAUGUUGAUCCUGAAUCUGUGGAAGAGUUGUGCAAGAAGAAUUCUAAGAAAGAUGAUUCGUCCCGACAUGAUAUAGUUUCUGGAAGAUCAUCACAACACCAUGAAGAAUGGCACACUGACUUGUUGGAUUGUUGCUCAGAACCUUCUCUAUGCUUGAAGACAGUUAUUUUCCCGUGUGGUACAUUGUCAAAGAUCUCCACUGUCGCAAAGAACAGGCACAUUUCUUCAACUGAAGCUUGUAAUGAGCUAAUGGUGUAUUCUUUGAUACUCUCAUGCUGCUGCUACACUUGCUGCAUAAGGCAGAAGCUUCGCAAAACAUUGAACAUAAAGGGAGGAUCCAUUGACGACUUUUUGUCACAUCUAAUGUGUUGUUGUUGUGCCCUUGUCCAAGAAGUGAGAGAAGUCGAGAUUCGUGGAGCUUCCUACGCAGAUACAGAGCAGCAGCAGAAGAAGAAGAAGAAGAAGAAGAAGAAGAAAAAUAUGAGUCCACCAUCAACUCAGUUCAUGGAAGAAUGAAGCUUUUCUAACACGGAACAGAAAACAUUUAUCUUGGAUACUUUAAGUUGACGUCGAGAUUUAAUGUAAAUUAUGUAGAGAUGACAAAACAUUGUAAACAAUGUACAUUUGAUGGGAAAGACAAUGAUGGGUCAAUAAUCUGUAAUGUAAUUUAUGUUGUUGUGAUUAGUAGUAUUUUGAAAAAGAGUAUAUUAAACUCUAUUU